UAUCCAGAACAGGCACACCACAGUAACAGCCUUCAGAUGAUUUGGUGACAUCAUGUGAUAUUGCUUGAACAGCCACAGCAUGGUGGAAGUCAAUUCAAGGCUUCAUCCCAUAGCCUAGUUCAGGGAGCAUCAACUUCCCUAAACACUACAAGUCCCAACUCAUAAUGAUGUCAUCACUAAGCGUCGAAGGCGUUUCAGUCAAACCGAUACGAGCGUAAACUUGGAUUUGACAUGGCGUUAGCUGGUGUGCGUGUGAUUGAACUGGCAGGGUUGGCCCCAGCCCCUUUCUGUGGCAUGAUCCUGGCAGACUUUGGGGCCAGGGUGAUUCGUGUAGACAAGACAAAGGUCGCCAUGGCCAUGGACACUCAGGCCAGGGGCAAACAGUCUGUGGCGCUUAACCUGAAGCAUCCACGUGGCGUGGCUGUACUCAAGAGACUUUGUGUGGAGUCUGAUGUGCUCAUUGAGCCUUUUCGUCAUGGGGUGAUGGAGAAGCUGGGUCUGAGUCCUGAGGAGCUGCUGAAGGAGAAUCCGCGGCUGAUCUACGCCCGGCUCACCGGCUACGGACAGACAGGCUCCUACUCUAAAGCCGCUGGACAUGACAUCAAUUACCUGGCCAUGUCAGGGCUGCUGUCCAUGUUGGGGCGAAGUCAAGAGAAACCGUACGCCCCACUCAACCUGGUGGCAGAUUUCGCUGGCGGAGGGCUCACCUGUGCCUUUGGGAUCGUGCUUGCCCUAUUAGAGCGGAACCGUUCAGGCAAAGGCCAAGUGAUAGAUGCCAGCAUGGUUGAAGGAGCAGCCUAUGUCGGUUCCUUCAUGUGGAAAUCCAGGAACAUUGGCUUGUGGAACCGAGGCCGGGGUGAGAACCUUCUGGACAGUGGGGCUCCAUUCUACGAGACGUACUGCACCUCAGAUGGAAAGUAUAUGGCUGUGGGGGCAAUUGAACCGCAAUUCUACGUCCAACUCAUUCAAGGCUUGGGAUUAGAUGCAUCCGCUUUGCCAGCCCAAAUGAGUGUCUCUGAUUGGCCGGACAUGAAGGAGACUUUUGCCCGGGCGUUCGCCAGCAAGACACAGGCCGAGUGGGGGCAGAUCUUCGAUGGCACUGACGCCUGCGUGACCCCCGUGCUGUCACUGGAUGAUGUGAGCUCACAUCCCCACAACCAGCAGAGGGGCUCCUUCCUGCGGGAUGCCCAGGGCGAGGAGAGCCCACGGCCGGCUCCGCUCCUGUCCCGCUCACCCGCCCAGCCCUGUCUCUCGCGGGACCCCUUCAUCGGAGAGCACACGCGGGCCGUGCUGCAAGACUUUGGCUUCGCAGCAGCCGAGAUCGAGCAGAUGGAUGCAGCGGGUGUAGUGGAGUGCAAAGAAACCAAAGCACGCCUGUAACCUUUACGACCCAGCACCAGCACGCCCCCAUAAUGACGGCAGUCUAGGGGCCCACAGAGAGGAAAUGUGCUUUUCACAUGAACGCCAUACAGUGCCUAAGUGCUACCCAACCAGCGGGUGCAGCAAUUUAGAGCAGGAACUGCACUUGCGCCUAAAAGGCUUUGAAUUGCCUGGACGUGAAAUCCUAUCAAUCCCAGCCAGUCCAUGUCUGUAAUUUGGUAUUGGUUGGAAUUAUAUAUAAUUUUGUUCACAUAGGUGCCUGCCAGUGUUUUUAUUUUCAUAAUUACGUGAAAUGUUUAGUUUGUGAUUCCGCGAUUUCCGAAUGCUGAAAAUAUGUUACACUGCAUUUUCUCCUGAGUUUGAUUGCUCUGUUGUUCAAAGGUCUGAUGACCCUUAUUAAAAUGAUCUUCAGCUAAAUUAUCUUUAUCUUCAGUAUCAGUUCAUUAAGUACAGGUGUGUGUGUAUAUAUAUAUAGGGCUGUCACUUUUGUGAAAAAAUCCUGUUCGAUUUUUGAGACAUAAGUGUUCAUUAAAUCGAUUGUAAAAUCGAUUUUAUAAUGUCUAAAGACAUUGACGUUUGCGUUUUCAACACCAAAUAUAGGCCAAUCCACAAACAACUAACAGGCAUUAGGACGAAUGUAAAGAGGGCGCUUGUAGACGCAAGCCAGCAAUAUUUCUGAUGAUUUAUUGGCGUGAAGUUUCGUGC
Molecule: messenger RNA, 2085 nt
Organism: Alosa sapidissima (American shad)
Lineage: Eukaryota; Metazoa; Chordata; Actinopteri; Clupeiformes; Clupeidae
Gene: amacr
Product: alpha-methylacyl-CoA racemase
Exons: 7
Coding region: 232-1380 (382 amino acids)
Biological process (GO): bile acid metabolic process
Cellular component (GO): mitochondrion
Molecular function (GO): alpha-methylacyl-CoA racemase activity
Source: RefSeq, a predicted model, not a curated record